AUGAUUGAUCAAUUCGUAGUUUUCACGUUGAAAGGACAGGUGCUAUACCAUUUCAAUCCCCAAGGUAGAAAAUUGGCCGAGAAUCACAUCAACAAAGUGAUCUCGCAUUUGAUAACCUCGCCAUCAAAGAAAGAGGAGUCUGGGAAAUACUUGCUUUUCAAAUUGGACAAUUUCGCGGCUGCCUGUUUCAUCGGGAAGCAGCCACCCCUGGUGUAUCUGGUGACAUAUGCUGCGCAAGACCUAGAGCUUAACCAAGAGGCAGAACAGGUCUUGGAUCUUGGUUUCGGUUUGUGGGAUUCGCUGAAGCUGAACAAUUCUGUACUCCAAAAUCUGAGUGGCAAAGGAGUUAAGAACCGUCACAACUACACAUGGAUCCUGGAAGGAUGUGAUUCAAACCUAAACAAAUUCGACGAGUAUUUUAGAGCCAAAUUUAGCGUUAUCAAGCCUGGAAAGGCGAAAGGCAAGCCAAGUGUCGAGGGAAAUGCUUCUAAAGGGUCUUCAUUAACUGGAAGCAAGAACAAUAAAAAAACUGUCCAGAAUGCUAAGACCAGGAAAUGGGGUCGGGACGGUAUCAUUGAAGAGACCAACGUCGGAGACUCCUCAGCACUUGAUUUUUCAGAACUUAAUGAAGAAGCCAGAGCCAGCUCUCUGGCAGAAGUCGAUAAGGAAGCUUUUGGAACUUUCACUGAGAAAGGUGAGUUUUUGAUAAAUGAGAUCGAUGAGCUCUUAAAUAAAAACAAAGCCGAGGCCUCAAAAAAAGGUCAAUCCACUGGAGGUGCGUUUGGGUUCCUGCAGAAGCAUUUGCUCGGAAACAAAAAAAUCACCAAGGAAGAUCUCAGUAAAGUUUUGGAGAAAUUUAGACAGAAACUUAUCUCUAAAAAUGUUGCACCCGAGGCUGCAGAUCAUCUAACAUCAAGAGUUUCCCAAGACCUUGUGGGAUCUACUACUGCCAAUUGGACUAGCGUUGAGUUGACUGCGAGAGAUUCUCUUCAAAAAUCAUUAACCGAGAUACUGACUCCCGGGGUCUCAGUUGACCUGCUUCGUGAAAUACAGCAAAAAACCGGCAAGAAUGGAAAGAAGACCCCAUACAUAUUCUCCGUUGUUGGAGUCAACGGUGUCGGGAAAUCCACUAACCUGUCGAAGCUGGCAUUUUGGCUUCUUCAAAAUAACUUACGAGUUCUUGUUGUUGCCUGCGAUACCUUCAGAUCGGGGGCUGUUGAACAGCUAAGAGUUCAUGUGGAAAACCUGGCCCAGUUGACAGACGAAGCACACAUUCGCGGAUCAAAAAACAGAAGGGGAAAGUCAGGUAACGAUCAUAUUGAGCUGUUUGAAGCGGGAUAUGGUGGAUCUGACUUAGUGACUAAAAUUGCAAAACAGGCUAUAAAAUACGCUAGUGAUCAAAAUUUUGAUGUUGUGCUUAUGGACACAGCAGGAAGAAGGCACAAUGACCCUACGUUGAUGUCACCUUUGAAGCCAUUCGCCGAUCAAGCUAAACCUGAUAAGAUCAUUAUGGUUGGUGAAGCACUAGUUGGAACAGAUUCUGUUCAGCAAGCCAAAAACUUCAACGCUGCUUUUGGUAAGGAGAGAAACCUGGAUUUUUUCAUCAUUUCAAAAUGUGAUACAGUUGGCGAAAUGUUGGGCACUAUGGUCAACAUGGUUUACGCCACCGGCAUUCCGAUAUUGUUCGUGGGUGUUGGUCAAACCUAUACUGACUUAAGGACGCUGAGCGUCGAAUGGGCAGUGGAUACGUUGAUGUCAUGA
Messenger RNA from Lachancea thermotolerans CBS 6340, 1761 nucleotides. RefSeq names its product Signal recognition particle receptor subunit alpha (gene SRP101). The coding region runs from base 1 to 1761 and encodes 586 amino acids. The transcript has a single exon. Gene Ontology annotation, molecular function: ATP hydrolysis activity; GTPase activity; signal recognition particle binding. The record is from RefSeq and is a predicted model, not a curated record. Gene Ontology annotation, cellular component: signal recognition particle receptor complex; endoplasmic reticulum membrane. Gene Ontology annotation, biological process: SRP-dependent cotranslational protein targeting to membrane. Lineage: Eukaryota; Fungi; Ascomycota; Saccharomycetes; Saccharomycetales; Saccharomycetaceae.